ACCUAGCUAUAAGAAGCGGGCCAUUUUGCUCAACAUUGUGCUACCUCAUCAGCAGCACCAUUACCAUCCUCAAUUCCUUUCCAAUAAUUUACUUUUGGUGUAAAUUUUCCAUCAAUUCACCAUGCUAGAAGGCAAAGCAGUGAUUGGUGAAACUGACAUGCUCCAAACCAUGCAGCAGGAUGCUCUGCAUUUAGCAUCCAAAGCACUCGAUUCCUUCGAUGUCACCGAAGCAAUUGAGAUAGCCCAAUUUAUCAAGAAGGAAUUUGAUAGGACGCAUGGACCUGGUUGGCAAUGCAUUGUAGGCACUGAUUUUGGUUCAUACGUGACUCACUGUUAUGGCUGCUUUAUCUACUUCUGCAUAGGCACCUUGGCCAUUUUGCUCUUCAAGGGUUCUGCUGUACCAGAGGCACACGAAAAUUAGUUUUCAGCACUAGAGGCAGCAGCUAAAGCAUAUCAAAGUUCAUAUCCUGCUAAAUAGCUAUAUAUAUAUAUAUGUGUGUGUGUGUGUGUGUUACUUUUUUUAGUGUAAGGUCCAAUAAAUGGAGGCAAUUUUAGAUUGUCUUGUUAA
Molecule: messenger RNA, 568 nt
Organism: Lotus japonicus
Lineage: Eukaryota; Viridiplantae; Streptophyta; Magnoliopsida; Fabales; Fabaceae
Exons: 2
Coding region: 122-421 (99 amino acids)
Biological process (GO): microtubule-based process
Cellular component (GO): dynein complex
Molecular function (GO): dynein intermediate chain binding; dynein light intermediate chain binding
Source: RefSeq, a predicted model, not a curated record